This is a messenger RNA of Trichoderma aggressivum f. europaeum, 1320 nucleotides long. RefSeq lists its product as uncharacterized. The transcript is spliced from 3 exons. The record is from RefSeq and is a predicted model, not a curated record. The coding region runs from base 1 to 1320 and encodes 439 amino acids. Gene Ontology annotation, biological process: proteasome-mediated ubiquitin-dependent protein catabolic process. Gene Ontology annotation, molecular function: ubiquitin protein ligase activity; protein binding. Gene Ontology annotation, cellular component: nucleus; cytoplasm; GID complex. Lineage: Eukaryota; Fungi; Ascomycota; Sordariomycetes; Hypocreales; Hypocreaceae.
AUGGCUGCGUUGGGCGGCGACAUUGCCUCGCCGUUUGGCCCGCUGCAGGCCGAGCUGGCUCGUAUGAGAAGGUCGAAUCUUACAGCCGCCAUCCAAGAUGUCGACAAGAUUAUCGAUUACCUCGUGGCGGCCAGAGAGCAGGUUGCUGCUGCGGACGCCGAUUCCCAUCGAAUUAGCAUGGCAAUGACAACACUUCAAAACCCCGUCAAGGAUCGCCUCGAUGCCAUCACCAAUGAUCUCAAAGAUGUCACAAAAGCACAGCGGAGCUUCGGAAAGGCCCUAGACAAGGCCUUGCCGCAUAGAGAAUUGCCGAUGGAAACAGACGCCAUGGCCGACCAUGCCGGUCUCAUAAAUCGCGCUAUCGCGAUGCAUCUCGUCCGGGAGGGCCAGUUUUCCGUUGCAUCGACCUUUGUCCGCGAGUCACGAGACCAACCCCUCCAUUCUUUAGACGCCGCCUGGUCUCCUCGGACGGCACGGACGGACGAAGAUGGAGAUGAUAAUAUGAUACAAGAAGACGGAGUGGGAGAAGAGAGCGGCGGGCACGGAGCCAACGAUUAUCCCGAAGAUUUACAGGGACAGUUUGCGGAAAUGUACAGCCUCCUUUCGGAACUGAGAAACAGGAAUUUGGGUCCGGCGAUCAAGUGGGCGCGCCAAAACAACAGCAGAUUGGAGGCGACAGGCAGCAACCUGGAGUUUGAACUCUGCAAGCUUCAAUUCGUCUGGCUGUUUAAGGGCCCAGAAGUGAAUGGUCUUCCUGACGAUGAGAAUAAUGGGCAAAUGGGCGCGCUGAGAUAUGCAAGAGAGAAUUUUUCUCGAUUCCAGACGAGACAUCUGAAGGAUAUUCAGCAGUUGUGCGGAGCGAUGGUCUUUGCGCCCAACAUCGAAACAUCCCCCUACCGGCACAUCUUUCAGAUCAACUCGGCAUUCGAAGACGUCUCCGCCUCCUUCACCAGGGAAUUCUGCUCUCUAUUGGGCUUGUCGGCAGAAUCGCCGCUAUACGUCGCCGUCACUGCUGGAUCCAUCGCUCUCCCGCGGCUCAUCAAGUACACAACCUACAUGAAGGAAAAGAAGACGGAAUGGACGACGGAGAACGAGCUAGCUUUUGAAACUCCACUCCCGCCAUCUAUGAUCUACCACUCCAUCUUCGUGUGUCCCGUCAGCAAGGAACAGACAACAGAGCAGAACCCCGCAAUGAUGAUUCCGUGUGGACAUGUCAUUUGCAGAGAGAGUUUACACAACAUGGCCAAGGGCUCGAGGUACAAGUGCCCCUACUGCCCAACGGAAGGCCAUUUGAAGGAUGCCAUCAAAAUCACCCUUUGA